Zychaea mexicana is the source of this 1062-nucleotide messenger RNA. RefSeq names its product inorganic pyrophosphatase. Lineage: Eukaryota; Fungi; Mucoromycota; Mucoromycetes; Mucorales; Lichtheimiaceae. The record is from RefSeq and is a predicted model, not a curated record. Gene Ontology annotation, biological process: phosphate-containing compound metabolic process. Gene Ontology annotation, molecular function: magnesium ion binding; inorganic diphosphate phosphatase activity. Gene Ontology annotation, cellular component: nucleus; cytoplasm. The transcript is spliced from 8 exons. The coding region runs from base 27 to 947 and encodes 306 amino acids.
CUUUUCUUUACAAUCUUUGUGACAACAUGAAAGUUUCUGCUACUUUUGGAAUUCUACUCGCAGCUGCUGCCUCCAGUGUCUUCGGUGCCGAAUAUAAGCUUCGACAGAUCGGUGCCUUGAACACUGAGAAGUUCCGGGUUUAUCUUGAAAAUGAAAAUGGUGUGCCAAUUUCACCGUUCCAUGAUGUUCCUCUUCAUCCGGAUCCUAAAAACGCUACUGUGUAUAACAUGGUUGUAGAGAUCCCUCGGUGGAAAAACGCAAAGCUCGAGAUUGAUCGAGAGGAACCGUUCAAUCCCAUUUAUCAUGAUACCAAUAAAAACGGCCUUCGCUAUAUCGCAAAUAUUUUCCCAUUCCAUGGUUAUCCUGCAAACUACGGAUCUAUUCCUCAGACUUGGGAAAAGCCCGACGUACCCCAUCCGGAUGUUCACACCAAGGGUGGCGAUAACGAUCCUGUGGAUGUUUUAGAUAUUGGUCAGCAAGUAGGAUACCCAGGCCAAGUCAAGCAGGUCAAGCUUCUGGGAGGGUUGCUCAUGAUCGACGACGGCGAAACGGAUUGGAAGUUAAUUGCCAUUGAUAUCAAUGAUGAACGCGCACCUCAUUUGAACGAUAUUAAUGACAUCGAUGAUAAGCUUUUGGCUGACAUCAAGCACUGGCUGACUGUAUACAAGAUGCCACAGGGCAAACCCGAAAACGAAUUUGGAUAUGACGGCGCAUAUCAGAACCACAAAUCCAUCGAGAAGCUUAUGGUAGAAACUCACGGUUAUUGGCAAAUGCUGAUCAAUGGCACAGCAAAGAGCGAAAUUGAGACCGUGAACUUGUCAGUUGAGGGAUCACCUAACAAUGUAGACAGAAAAAGCAAAGAAGUAAAGAAGGUUCCAAAGGGCAACAAGAAACCUGUCCCAGAUGCACCCAUUGACGAAAAGUAUCAAGAGUGGUCGUUCGUUUAGACAGCGAGAAUGCUUUUCGUCUUAAUGCAUAGAAUAUAUCAUUUGUCGAUUCUUAGUACUUUCUGCAUCUUUCUUUUCUCACACCCUAUCUAAAUUGAAGGUGUUAAUAAAUGCG